AUGGCCUCUAAGUGUUCAAGGGGAAGGAAGAGUGACGCGUCUCUCACUUUCAACCAAAAGCUAGAAGUGACCAAGCUUAGUGAGGAAGGAGAAAGGGCUUCCUGUUGCACUUGUAACUGUACCACGCACACGUCGUAUAGAGUAAAGGCCCGUGAAAGCAGCCCGCCACUCGGCACGUUCGUGUUCCUCACCUACGUGCUGGGAGUGGCCUGGCUGGGCGUGUUUGGCUUCUCCGCCGUGCCCGUGUUUAUGUUCUACAACAUCUGGUCAACUUGUGAGGUCAUCAAGUCACCCCAGACCAACGGCACGGCCGCUGUGGAGCAGAUCUGCGUGGAUAUCCGACAAUAUGGUAUCAUUCCUUGGAAUGCUUUCCCUGGGAGAAUCUGUGGCUCCGCCCUUGAGAACAUCUGCAACACCAAUGAGUUCUACAUGUCCUACCACCUGUUCAUCGUGGCCUGCGCCGGAGCUGGUGCCACUGUCGUCGCCCUGAUCCACUUCCUCAUGAUACUGUCUUCUAACUGGGCUUACUUAAAGGAUGCAAGCAAAAUGCAGGCUUACCAGGAUAUCAAAGCAAAGGAAGAACAGGAACUGCAAGAUAUUCAGUCUCGGUCAAAAGAACAACUCAAUUCGUACACAUAAAUGUUUGCCAGAGUGUUACGGCCGACGAAUUGACCGCUCUGCCCACUCCUGAGACAGCUGCCCUGCAGUACAGAUGUGUACCCCACCAAACAAGCUAAACACUUCCCUGUCCGGCUCGAGCUGCUGGGGUGUAUUUCCAGGAACACCUUCCAGCAGGUCAAGCUUUUUCUUUAGAGCAGAUAUUGGAGGUUUCAUGUUAGCCAUUUUAAAAGGCAACACUUUGAGAAAAGGAUGGUUGAUCUUUCUGAAAUUGGUGGCAUGUUCAGGUUUAUCGGUAGAGCGAUCCUACCAGGAGAGGCGACGGGGAGCUGGCCUAUUCCUUGAGAGGGACCGAGGCUGUGCCGGCAUCAAGGAACGUGACCAUCAAUUCACAUACGCCAUCUGUCCUGCAGUCACUUUACCCAUAUAGGGAAUAAAAUGGAAUUGGGCUGGGGGGCGUUCCAUUUCUGAUAGCUGACAUUUAUUAAACUUAGGCUCAAAGAUAAUGUGAUUCUUAACAAUUGACUUUUUAAAAUUAGCUGCCUUCCCUACCCCUUGAGUCCAGGCCACAUUAAUUUCCUGAUCCAAUUAGAAAUUUUUCAAUAAUGCUAGAAGGAACUACUAUAAUUCUGCUACACGUGCCACUGAAGAAGCUGGAUUCGGACUCCUUGACAAGCUUUCCAAAAUCAAUUUCCUAAUAGAUUUCCUUUAAAUAAAAUGGCCCAGUCGUCAUUCUUCCUGGGAAAUAAAUGUCAGCUCUGCCUUAAUGAGUAUUUGUUUUAAAUCUCUAAGAACUUAUUUUACAACAGGAGAGCCAAAUCCUUCAUAGACUUUUGUUCCACCAAGGUUUUUCUUAAUUAAGAAGUGUUACCUUAUUAAAAUGACCACCAUUCUAAACCAUUUUUAUGUGGUCUGAAUAGCAAGUUUACAGUUUCGUACCAACGAUCUAAAACCUAAUUACAAAUAGACCGCAGACCUCCUCCUUUUAUAGACUUGAAUACUUAAGUAAUUUCAAUUAGGGUUGGUAUUUAUUUCAUUUUUUAAAUCUUUCCUGGAAUAAUAAAAGUCGGACGUUCAGCAAAAAAACACCUGCUUGAGUUUAAGCCAUUUUCAAAAGAAACUUGCCUUCUAAAGCAUUGUGUUCCAGAACAUUAAGUGAUUAUAGGUAUUGGGUAUUAGUGACGGUAAGCUUUGUGUUGUUCUUUAUGAAAUGAUACAUAUAACUGUCGGGUGCAUCAGUGCUUUUUAAAAGGGGCUGCAUAAUAUAGGGUUAACCAUGUAUAUUCGUGUUAAGAAGUAACUUGUGGUUUGGCUGUUUCCUGGAUUUUAAAACAUAUACAUGUGCAGAAAUGUAUUAAAAUGAAAGGAAGCAUACCUUUAUCAAGAUGCUAUUAAAAUUGAACUUCAAGUAUAAUAUUUCAUUUGGAUUCUUUUUGUUGUUGUUAAUGCCUAAAAAUGCCUAUUUGGAUCUUGACCUUUUUUUUUUUUUUUCAAUUGGGAGAAGCUCUCUUUUGUGUAGAACAGUUGUUCCAGAAUAGCUUGUUUUGUUUUCCUGUUGCAUGACAGACUUAAAUUUUUUUUUUCCAGCAGUGGAGGUGCUGUUAGAGUCCAGUGUUCUAGAACAGGCAGUGUCUCAAGCCUAAUUUUACUUUUCUAAUUCUGGUAGCUAUUACCAGGAAUUUUUGAAAGUUUUGUUUAAGUAGUCUAAUAUUUUUUAUGUAAAGAGCAUUAAAUUUUGCUAUGUAUAAAUUUUUGUAACCUAACAGUGAAUCAAUAUUUUCUAUCAGUGCCAAGGGCUUCCUGUAGUUCUAUUCAAGUGUUACAAUAAAUAUUUGUAGAUAAUAGUCAAUACUUGUGUAUGCUUAUUUUAAAGAGCUAUUUAGGUGGAAAUAGUUGUGGAUGUACUAAGAGAAAUGCAAUAAAAGUAUAGCUUCA
This is a messenger RNA of Leptonychotes weddellii (Weddell seal), 2553 nucleotides long. NCBI's taxonomy places the organism in Eukaryota, Metazoa, Chordata, Mammalia, Carnivora, Phocidae. The record is from RefSeq and is a predicted model, not a curated record.